Molecule: messenger RNA, 3482 nt
Organism: Marmota monax (woodchuck)
Lineage: Eukaryota; Metazoa; Chordata; Mammalia; Rodentia; Sciuridae
Gene: Sh2d2a
Product: SH2 domain containing 2A
Exons: 9
Coding region: 96-1307 (403 amino acids)
Cellular component (GO): cytoplasm
Source: RefSeq, a predicted model, not a curated record
CUUCCUGUCCCUGGGGGCUGGGUAAGAGGGGAGCUGCUGAGUGUGCAUACCUGUUGAGAGCACAGACACACGCCCUGCUCUGGGGCCCUGCUCCCAUGGAGAUGCCCCUGGCCCAGAUAUGCCCCCCAGGGAGUUAUGAAGCGCCUGCCCCAACCUUCAGCACUUUCCAGACCAUGGACUUGACCCGCAAGAGAUGCCCGAGCUCGGGCUUGCCCCAGGAGCCCCGACCGCAGGCCUUGAAGGCCGAGGAGCCCCCGCCCAGCUCGGGGACGCUGGCUGUCCACGCUGCGGCAUCUCCCUGGACCCCAGAGACUGCUUCUGUCCCAGGGAAUACUGAGAAGGCUGAAGAGGUGCCCGGGGAAGAUGGCCUGUCCCUGCAGGCGGAGAUCCUUGCUUGGUUCCAGAAGACCCAGGCUCACUGGCUCCUGCAGCAAGGGACAGCACCAGCCUGGUUCCAUGGCUUCAUCACCCGGAGGGAGGCCGAGAGGUUGCUGGGGCCCCAGCCUCAGGGAUGCUACUUGGUGCGGUUCAGCGAGAGCGCCGUGACCUUCGUGCUGACCUACAGGAGCCGGACUUGCUGCCGCCACUUCCUGCUGGCCCAGCUCAGGGACGGGCGCCACGUGGUGCUGGGCGAGGACAGCGCCCACGCGCAGCUGCAGGACCUGCUGCGGCACUACACCGAGUGUCCGCUCAGCCCCUACGGGGAGACACUCACCCGGCCGCUCGCCCGCCAGCAGACUCCUGAGCCCGCAGGGCUGUCCCUCAGGACUGAAGAGUCAGACUCUGGAAGCCACAGUCAGAACCCAAGCCCCCAGCACAACCCAGACAUGCAACAGGGGCAGGCUCCAGCCCUACCAAACAAAGAGGGGGCCCGGGAGCCCAAGGAGCCCACUCAGCCGCCCAGGACCAAGCCUCCCGUCCCCGCCAAACCUCAACUGCCCCCGGAACUCUACACGAGCCCCGCCCCGCGACCCCGCCCAGUCCCACCCCCCAAACCCACCCACCCCAUCUACCAAGAGCCCGAGGAACCCAUCGCCUUCUACGCCAUGGGCCGGGGCAGCCCUGGGGAGGCCCCCAGCAACAUCUAUGCCGAGGUGGAAGGUCUGUCAGCGACGGCGUCCGCUGGGCACCGCGUCCUCCGCAAGUGCCUAUCCAGGCCUGUCCCAGGAGGCCAGAAUCCAGGUGGUCCACAGAGGCACUCUGAGAAUUCUGGGGCUGGACAAGGCCCUCCCCUGCCUCAGCAGCCUCCACUCCCCUGGAGGCACACCCUUCCCCACAACCUCUCUAGACAGGUGCUUCAGGACUGAGGACAGGCAUGGCUCCCCGUUGGGCCUCCUCUAUAAGUGGACUCGAGCAUCAGGGCGUGACUGACCUUCUUCAGCUCUCCUUUCUUGCCGGAAACCUGGCAGCUAAGUUCUCCUGGAGUCCCAGCACCUGACAGUGUGUUUCAGUGGAGGUUCACAGUACGAGUGGCACACUGUUUUUAUGACCAUCCCCACCUGAAACUUGCUCUGAGAUAAAGAAAUCAUGCCAUCUGUCCUGUCCCUUCAUCGCAGAGCCCCUCAGCUAACUGAAACCUGUAGGCCCUGCCACCUCCAUUCCCCAACAGAGGCUGGGAACUGGGGAGUCUCUGAGGUGUGUCCAGCCCUCAUGCUUUACCUUAAGCUUUUGGAAGAGCUCAGGUCAAUGACAUCAGUGUAAAUGUGAUUCACCGUUAGGAAGAGGAAUUGCACCACUGCCUGCUGGAUGUCAUCUCAUAUCUAAUCAUUAGCACUUUCAUGCCACAGAAGGAACCUCAGGAUGUCCCCCAUCUCCAGAGGCACUUGAGAUCAGCAUCAUUUUCUCUAUUUGGGAUCACAGGCCCCUUUGAAAAAUCAUCUUGACCCGGAUAAAACCUUGCAAUUCUAGGGUCUUCGAAGGUCAUGAACCCAGUUGUGGCCAUUGGGAAAAAGCAACGCACUUUCCAAGGCAGCUCAAGGCCCUCUGCAGGGACGCUGCACACAGACACCACACUGAGGUCCAGGCGCAGGAGGGCAGCGUCUGUCAGACUGAAUGUUUUAUUUCAACAGACAUCCCUGGCUUAAAAAAAAAAAAAAAAAAAAAGGUAGGGGAGAGUUCAACAUUUCAUCACACCUGACAGGGAGCAAGACUCCCACCCGAGAACUCGGAGCCCCUCCAGCGGCAUCACUCAGUCUGCUAGCUCCAACACGGACAGGAGCUCAAUUUUCUAACUUGUUAAGAAAAAUCUAUCAAAUAUGUUCAUUCUCGCAGAGGCGAGGGCUGGGUCCUCAGGGAAAGACAUCCUGGGCUUAGAGCAGCUGGGGUCCCAGAGGUGAAGCUGGGGGCUGGGCCAACUAGGCUGGCAGGAGAUCCUGGGAGCAUCAGUUCCAAAGCCCUAGAAUCCGUAUUUGGCUUGGGUCUGCCGGCGGCUGAGCUUGUUCUCUGACCAGGUGUUCUUCAGUUCCAGCUCCCGCUCCUUAGCCUGUGGCAAGGAAGAAGGGGUGAGGGCUGUCACAAUAGCAUCUGUGUAGACGUACGAUGCUAGGAACUGGACCCAGGGCCUUAUACAUGCUGAGCAAGCACACUGCCAGCCCUUAAACCAGAAUCAUGAAAGACAUUUUCCUCUCAUCUCUGUGAGCUUCCCAACUGAAAAUCUUUCUCCCAGCAAGAUUUUCACUGUGCCACACACCUGUAAUUCCAGCCACUACGGAGGAAGAGCAAGGAGGAUGUCAAGUUUGAGGUCAGCCUGGACAACUAAGUAGGACCCUAUCUUAAAAUUAAAAAAAAAAAUAAAAUAAAAAAUAAAAGGGCUAGGGAUGUAGCUCAGUGGUAGUGCCCCAAGUUCAAUCCCCAGUACCCCUGUGUGCGCGUACACACACAGACUUUCUCCCAUAAUAACAAUUACGGGAAAAGAACAAAUCCCUUGGGCUGGGGCUGUCGCUCAGCGGUAGAGCACUCGCCUGGCAUGUGAGAGGCCCUGGGUUCGAUCCUCAGCACCACAUAUAAAUAAAUAAAUAAAGCGAAAAAUCCAUUGGCAACUAAAAAAAAGAAAGAACAAAUCCCUUGAAAGACUUCAUUUUCUCUUAUCCACAAAGGAGAAGACCACAAAAAAGCAAAGAAAAAUCAUCUCUUUGGAGAGCUAACAAGGCUCAAGCAGAACAAGGACUCAAGAAUCCUUGUGCUUGCUCUGGUAGAAUUAAAACUGAGACGUUCAAGUGGGAAAUGGAAAAAGGAGAACUAGAAGCUGGCAUCUAAAUCAGAUACCUCAGUUACUCAACCAGCAGACCAGGAAAGGACAGUCUCAGAGACUUGGAGAGGUCACCACAGGAUGCCAAACAACCAGAACUUAAGUCUAAAAAAGAGGUUUGCUGUUGUGUUGAAUAUAACACAUGUUGCACUCCAAAAAUUCGUACCUCCCCCUGCCCCACCCCAGUACUGAGGAUUAAACCCAGGGGUGCUCUACCACUGAGCUACAUUCCUCA